GAGAAAGAUCCGUCGAAUCUGCGGCCACGCAUACGAGGAUCACUUGCCAAUUGACGACCAUGGUUCACCCGACGCUGAAGCUAUCGUACUUUGACAUGGCCGGUCGUGCCGAGCUCACGCGCCUCGCGCUCUACGUGGCCGACAUCCCGUUCGAGGACGAACGCCUCACUGGCGAGCAGUUUGCCGCGCGUAAGCAAAGCCUCCCGUUCAAGCAGUUGCCGACGCUCACGGUCAAUGGCAAUGUGCUGGCGCAGUCGCACGCGAUGGCGCGGUACGCUGCGAGCCUCGGUGGCUUGUACCCGGCGGCCGACCCACUGGCGGCCUACCGCGUCGACGAGAUCCUCGCCGCGAGCCAAGACGUCUUGGACGCACUCAUUGUGGCGGCGUUUUCGCGCGAUGCGGCCGCCAAGCCGGCGCUCAUCAAGGAUCUCGUAGAGACGAAGCUGCCGACGAUGCUGCCGUGCAUCGAGGCGCGCCUCACAUCCAGUGGCAAGUACUUUCUUGGCGACACGCUCACGCUGGCCGACCUCGAGCUCUACUUGAUGUGGGGCAACCUUACGUCGGGCAAGUGGGAAGGCGUCCCGACGACCAUCGCGGACGGCUACACGCGCUGGAAGGCGCUCGCCGCCGCCGUCAGCGCCCACCCGCGGGUCCAAGCUUGGAAUGCUGCGCACCCGGCCCAAUAGGACGCAUCAUCCAUGUUGACUUUCUGACAUGAGUGCCGCCCACGACCCUUAUUCGUAAAAUGAAUAAGCAAUGCACUCUGUGUUACCAAAUGCA
Saprolegnia parasitica CBS 223.65 is the source of this 780-nucleotide messenger RNA. RefSeq lists its product as hypothetical. The record is from RefSeq and is a predicted model, not a curated record. The coding region runs from base 60 to 686 and encodes 208 amino acids. NCBI's taxonomy places the organism in Eukaryota, Oomycota, Saprolegniomycetes, Saprolegniales, Saprolegniaceae. Gene Ontology annotation, molecular function: glutathione transferase activity. Gene Ontology annotation, biological process: glutathione metabolic process. The transcript has a single exon.